This is a messenger RNA of Musca domestica (house fly), 2655 nucleotides long. Its product is annotated as type-2 histone deacetylase 2-like. NCBI's taxonomy places the organism in Eukaryota, Metazoa, Arthropoda, Insecta, Diptera, Muscidae. The record is from RefSeq and is a predicted model, not a curated record. Bases 427 to 1236 code for a protein of 269 amino acids. The transcript is spliced from 2 exons.
GAUAACUGGCGCAGUCGGGAUGUUUGUUUCUAAAGAACAAAACAUAAAAGAACCAUUGGAAAAACUACAAGAACAUUAAUAAUUAAUAAAUUCAAAAACAUUUCGAUAAGUGAAAAUUUUGUUCUGAAGAACAAAACAUAAAAGAACCGUUGGAAAUGCUACAAGAACAUUAAUAGUUAAUAAAUUCAAAACGAUUUUAAUAAGUGAACAAUUUUGUUCUAAAGAACAAAAGAUAAAAGAAUCGUUGAAAAAAUAUAAUAACAUUAACAAUUAAUAAGUGCAAAAACAUUUUAAUAAGUGAAAAAUUGUGUUCUAAAGAACAAAACAUAUAAGUAAAGAAAAAAAAAACAACUAAAUAUUAAUAAAAUAAAAAGAAAGAAAAAGUGAAAAAGUAAGACAUAAAAUAUAUAAACAUUUUGGAAGUCUAUGUCUACAAAAAAAAAUAUCGCAUUUGAAAAAAAUAGAAAAAUGGAUAACCUCGAAGAAGUAAUAAGUCGACAAGAGGAAAUUAUCCAACAGUUGCAACAACAAAUGGAGCAGCAGCAGCAACAAAUGCAACUGCAGCAACAACAAUUACAAAUCCAAAUGCAACAACAACCACAAAAUGAACGUCCACAGCAGCAACAAAAUAAUGGGUUAACACUGAAUUUGUGUCCGAAAGAUAUACUCGAACAAUUUCGCAAAUUAAAACCACUAGAUAAAAACCACAAUCCAAGGGCAUUUACACGAUCAGUGGAAUCUGUGAUCGAGCUUUGUAAUGGGAAUCAGGAAAUCUUGAAGUAUGGCCUAAACAUUGUCGCCAACGAAAAAAUUCAAGGAGACUACGGAAAGAGGAUCCGGAUGCUGGAGAUCGGAGCAGCAUGGAACAAAUUGAAGAAGGAAAUCCUGAUCAGCAGCCAACCAAUGAAGACGUAUGCCGAAAUUUACAAUUUUUGCAGAAAGGCCCUAAUAAUGGUACUUCUCCUAAUGUCUCUAGUACAGUUGAGCCAGGCAACUCCGUUGAUCAGCCAAAUCAAUGAAAACCAUGGAUUUAUUGAAACUAAAACCGGUGACGUGGAAUUGGUGAACGAAACAUAUACAAUAAUCCAUAUAAUAAAUAUAAGUGAAAUAGAAGGAAUAUUAAACAACAUCAGUAUAAACAUAGCAAGUCUAGAUCUUAAUAGCAACAGCGUUCUCCAAAACGAAAUUAAUCUUAUUAGAUCAAAAAUUAAAACAUUACUGCCACCGGACAGUUAGCUAUGGUUGUCUGGAACAAUGGACGAUGAGGACAGGCAGGAAAUAUUUGCCCACUUAUCCAUCAUCGAUCAAAAUUCACACAAUAUUACAGAAAACGUUAAUAAACAAAUUAAUAUCAAUGAUUCUCUGAACAAGUCAUUGGAACAUUUGAAAACAGCAGUAGAUAAUGAUCGAAAGGAAAUAGAAUCGUCAUUUAAUGAGCUAAAAGAACUUAAUAAUAACUUUUUAAUUAAACUAUUUUAUUUAGAUCAGUUUUCAAAACUUAAAACCCUAGAGCAUAAAAUAGAUCAAAUACAGGACAACAUAGUAUCAGCUAAAAAUAAUUUUAUACAAUCAAGCAAUUUUACGUCACAAGAGAUUUUAUAAUUUCAAAUUGAUUUUUACAAAUUAAAACGGUUGAAAGUGGGUAUUAUACUUUGUAGAGACGAUUUUUUAGUUAUAGCUAUAUUAGUACCGGAAAGUUUUAUAAAAGCGGAACUUAAAACUAUCGUUCCUAUUCCAAACAAUAAUAAAAUAGAGAUAGACUCUGAUGAAGAGACAAUAAUUAAUAUAAACGGCAUUCCAUACAAAUAUGAAGAAAAUGUAACUAAGGAAGAGCAAGCAUUGCAUUUUUUAUAACAGGUGUUGAUAUAAAUUUAACAAUAUGACCUCAAUUUUUAGUGUUGAUAAUGACAUAAUAAUUAUAAAGAAUGCCUUCGCUGAAAAACUAAAACAAAACUGUGACGAUAGGGUACUAACUUUAACUGGUAAUUAUUUUGUUAUUCUUAAUAACUGUAACUUAACCUUCCAUAAUGAAAGUUUCUUGAACAAAAUAGUAGUAUAUGAAGACAAAUAUUUUUAUCAGAAUAAUCAAAAACUUGAACUACCAAAUGUAAACCCAAAAUUUAACAAGAUUACAAUUGAAGACUUUGAAAGUUAAAGUGAAAUCAAAGAAAUUAAAUUAAAUAAAAACAUAUCAAUUGGAAUUGAUUAUAAUUGUAAUAAUUUUAAUUAUUUUUAUCGCAUAAUAAACAAUAAGAACUUUCUUAAAAUUAAUAUUGAUAAUCAUAUAAAACACUCAACAAAAAGAAAUGAAAUUAGUUUAGAAGAAAUAACAAAAAAUAUGUCUCAUAAUUCUUAAUUAAAAUAAGAAUAUGUAAUUUGCCUGUAUGUUAAUUAAGUUCAGUAUGAAGACUCAUAUGUAUAAAAAAAGAAAUCCAGGAGUAUUUCUGGCAAGGGGUGGAGGAGUUACGUCCCGGCCAUUGCCACUUAUUUUUUAUUGAAUAAAGCAUAACACAAAAGUUCCAAAUGAUAUUUGAAACUUUUGUUUUCGUAUCCACAUUCCCAGACAAUCAUUCGAUGCAGCGUCAGCAAAACCCUGUCGCUACAUUUAAUCACAAAAUAUUAAAAGCAACAAAUAAAAUUCAGUCUUAAGACCAC